Molecule: messenger RNA, 1533 nt
Organism: Drosophila busckii
Lineage: Eukaryota; Metazoa; Arthropoda; Insecta; Diptera; Drosophilidae
Product: putative inorganic phosphate cotransporter
Exons: 4
Coding region: 47-1483 (478 amino acids)
Biological process (GO): transmembrane transport; monoatomic anion transport
Cellular component (GO): plasma membrane
Molecular function (GO): transmembrane transporter activity
Source: RefSeq, a predicted model, not a curated record
UAUUUAUUAAUUUUUUUAAAUUAAAUACAUUGCAAAAUUAUUUGCAAUGGUUAAGAAUCGUCGCUUUGAAACUGAAGCCGCUGCCUUUGGUGUGCGUCAUUGGCAGAUAUUUCAUUUGUUCUGCGGCCUGACCGUGGGAUUCGCCAUGCGCGUGAACUUCUCCGUAGCAGUGGUGGCCAUGACAGAUCCCGCAAUCAAUCCCAAUUUUCCGAUCUAUCCAAUGUCGGAAAAGACAAGAUCUUGGGUGCUGAGUAGCUUCUUUUGGGGCUAUGUGGCCACUCAAGUGCCUGCUGGGGCCUUGGCUCGACGCUUUGGUGGCAAAGUCACACUGCUGACGGGAGUUUCCAUCUGCUCGUUGCUGAAUAUAUUAACGCCAAUGUGUGCCAAGCUGGGCGGUUGGCCCUUGCUGUGCGGUCUGCGUUUGAUUGAAGGCCUAAGCCAAGGCGUUUUCUUUCCCUCCACACACACUAUAAUCUCCGCCUGGAUACCACCCAGAGAGCGCGGCUCUUUGGCUACAUGCGCAUACACGGGUGGACAGUUUGGCACGAUUAUUAUGUUGGCUACAAGUGGAUUGCUGGCGUCCUCAGCCGGCGGCUGGCCUAGCAUUUUCUACGUAUCUGGUGCCUGUGGAUUCGUUUGGGUGCUUGUCUAUUAUAUUUGGGGUGCUAGCACGCCCAAGGACUCAAAGAGCAUUACGGCGGAAGAGCUGAAGCUCAUUGAGCAGGCGCAGAGCAGUGAGCUGAGCUCUGUGGCCCAACAGCCCAACAAUCGCCAGGCCAUACCUUGGAUGCGUUUCUUCAGCUCCGGACCAUUCUUGGCACUCACAGCCGUGCACGCUGCAUCUGCCUGGGGCUAUUGGACUAUGCUCAUGCAAAUACCCACUUACAUGAACAACAUACUGGGCAAGGACAUCAAGUCAAAUGCGCUGCUCUCUUCCCUGCCGUACAUUGCGAACAUACUGCUCAGCUUUGUGUUUGUUUGGAUCUCCAGAAUAAUGGAGCGCAACAAGUCCAUAUCGCUGGGCUUUAAUCGCAAGUUCUUCAACUCUAUUGGGCAGUAUAUACCGAUGUGCCUGCUAAUUGCAGUGGGCUAUGUGCCCAAGGAGCAGGACACUUUGGCAGUGGUGCUCAUCACACUUAUUGUGGGCAUUAACGCAGCCUGCCAUUUAGGCUUCCAGGUGAAUCACAUAGAUCUCUCGCCCAAUUUCGCGGGCACGCUGAUGGGCAUAAGCAAUGGCUUGGCUAGCAUCAUGAGUCUAAGUGCUCCACUGCUAGUGGGCGUGAUUGUGACCGAUAAGCACAAUGUGGAUCAGUGGCGCAUUGUUUUCUUUGUGGCUGCGGCUAUUUAUUUCGUUGGCAAUGGUCUGUUCGUGGUUUUCGGGCGCGCAAAUGUGCAGCCUUGGAAUGAUCCAACGUCCAAGUCUCGUCGAGACUCCAGACCUCAUGUGGAGUCGCACAAACUUGAGCAAGUUGAAAAGUGUUAGGCAGCAUCGAUAUAAGCAAUAUCAAUUAUAAGUAAAUAAAGUUAAGCAGU